GAUCGCUGUUGAAAGUGGCGUUUAAACAUGGCUACCGCUCUGCCGCCCGUCCCCGAUCGCCUAAAAGCGGUCGCCCCGUACGUAAAAAUAGCGGCAGAGCACGAUGCAAGGGAUCCAGUGAUCGCCUAUUGGUGUCGCCUCUACGCCCUGCAGAACGGCAUGAAAGUUGACAGAUCUUCGUCGGACUGCCGGGUCUUUCUGAUGGCAUACAUGGAUUGGCUGGAAAAGGAAAAAUCGCUGAGGAAAGAUGAUGAAGCCAUCAGCAGUGACGUCGUCGCCCAAGCUCACAUAGAAAAUCGUGCUCUAAAGUUGUUUCUUUGGGCAGACGGCGAAGAUAGGGCAGCUCGCUUCAACAAAAAUGUCGUCAAGGCAUUCUACACAGCUGGAUUCCUUUUUGACAUUCUGACCACCUUCGGGGAACUGACAGAGGAGAUCACAAACCACCGAAAGUAUGCUAGGUGGAAGGCAGCCUACAUCCACAGGUGCCUCAAAAAUGGAGAACAGCCAAUUCCAGGGCCUUUGAAAGGAGACGACGAGGGAUUCGAAGAGGAUGCAGGAGUGGUAGGAGGCAUGGGGGGCCCCAGCCCGUCCAACGGCCCCGAGGGAGAGGCAUCUGGGAGCGACGACCCCUUCGUCCCCAGCUUCCCCCAGAUGGGCGGUGCCCACGCGCCCGGAUUCGUCCUGCCCCCGGUGCAGCCGGCGGGAGGGGCCACGGGAGGACCCCGUCUGUCGUACGGGGACGGCCAGCCGGGCCUGGUGUCCCUGCCCGUGCCCACCCCAGGAUCCCAGGCCCCGCCUUCGACCCCCAGUGGGUCUGCGCAGCCCUCGCCCUCCAUGACUCCCCUCGACCUGCCCCGUGCUGCCAACGGUGUGAGCCUGCAGCCCGACGACUUCCACAAGGCGCAGAAGUACUGCAAGUACGCCGGGAGCGCCCUGCAGUACGAAGACGUGCCCACUGCCAUUGACAACCUCCAGAAGGCUCUCAGGUUACUCACCACUGGCUCUGAGGGGCUUUGAGGACAUGCAGGGGCCCCUUCUCUGUGCUCACUUGGGGCACCCUCCUUCCCCUUCGGUGUGCGUGAAGGUUCAGUGUUUGUUUCAAGGAGUGUGUCCACCCGCUGUCCCACAUUGACGACGUCUCGAAUGGUGCCGGGAAGCACCGCUCGUGUGUCCGGGCCGAAGCGUUUGCCGGCCAGCUUAAAUAAACGGUUCCUGUAGUCCACACAAUGCCAACACCGUGGCAGGUUAGUUGUGCACCUUCCUGCGUGAUUGCAACAAUCAGUGCAGUCACGCUCUACUAGUAAGUGUUCCCCUGUUUUUCGGGUUUUAUAUUUAGAAUAUUACGAGGGAAAGGGGAUUGAUAAUGGGUGCCCUUUUCUAGAUUGAAAUUCUAACAGGCAUGUGAUAUAAUUUUUUUCUGGGACACAAAAACAUUCACUUUGUUUCGUUGCACCAGGUGAACGAGAAGAUCAAAUGGAGGAAACUUCCGACAAUACAGGUAUAUUUGAGAAUGUGUUUCUUGGGGGACCAACUUUUUUCGUAAAGGAGGUAUUUCAAGCACAAAGUGCCACACUUUCCGUUCUUGCGGAUCCUACACGUGGAUUUGGGAGGAACGGGGUUUUGGUUUUCUGGUAUAAUCUGGGUUCUGUACAAUAUUUCAAGAGCCUUUUCAGAAUGAAAGCGUAAGGCAAAAUUGAGCCUCAAUGGACCUUGUCCAAAAUCUUAGGAGCCGCUUUUUAUUGCAUUGGAAUGCUAGCAGGAGUCUUCUCGCUAAGGGUGUGGUUUUCAACCAGAAAAGCGACACCAAUUUAUUGACGAACCUUGAGUGCCUGCCUAGUCGAAAGGGAACCCAAGACCCCAGGAGGGAACUGAAUGCUCCUAAUUUUUGGCUACAUUCUAUUUUUCCUUUAGUAGUUAAUGCAAUGUCAUAUUGUUUGCAAAUAAACCAAGCUGCUUUACUUUCGUUCA
Molecule: messenger RNA, 1968 nt
Organism: Ixodes scapularis (black-legged tick)
Lineage: Eukaryota; Metazoa; Arthropoda; Arachnida; Ixodida; Ixodidae
Gene: Vta1
Product: vacuolar protein sorting-associated protein VTA1 homolog
Exons: 7
Coding region: 28-1017 (329 amino acids)
Biological process (GO): late endosome to vacuole transport via multivesicular body sorting pathway
Cellular component (GO): multivesicular body
Source: RefSeq, a predicted model, not a curated record